AUGGCCAAGCAGACGUUACAGCUGUUUCAACCAGAGGCCCUGUCCACCAACAUGGACGAGACAUACAGCACCCUGUCUCAACAUGUCAACGACUACUUCGGGAGUAGUAGUAGUCUAUCAACAGGAGAUGACAAGAAGCCUCACCAUCUAAAUGACCAUGCUCAAGCAUCCACGUCCUCCAAGCCUGCUCUCAAUCAACGCUACCGGAGUACUAAGAGGGGGGACCACAUCCCCGGUUCAGUACCUGUGGCAGCUGAGACCAAGGCUAUCCAGGGCGAGGCUGCUACCCCACCACCGACUCCUCCCCUGGAGGAGGUUAGCCCAACCUCGGGGGUUCCCACCCGAGAGAGCCCUGCCACAGACAGUACUUCCUCUGACCCAGUCACCCAUACCUCCACUCCUACCCCCACCCUAACACCCUCUAAAAAAGGGGGGUUUGGGCGGUAUCUGUCCGACCCUCGCCCCAAUGUUCAGGCAUUCUUUGGCAGCUACAUAGCACCCUUGGUACCUAGUAAGUUCAGAGCUGACCCCAAGAGCGUCACAGCAGCAGUUAAAGAGAAGACCUCUGAGAAGACCAUGGAGGAGGCUAGACUGAGGAGGAGAAGAACGCUGAAGAGGGGGGCCAAGAAACUACUGCUGAGCCAGAGAGAGAAGAUCAUAGCCCGGGUGAGUAUGGACAACAGGACCAGAGCCUUGGUGCAGGGCAUCCAGAAAGCCACAGACAUGAAUAUCCACACCAGCCGUGUGGAGGAGCUUAGCCUACAUCUACUGGAGUACCCUGAGACACGCGGCGUGGCCGUCAAGGAGAGGGUGAUCCCGUGCCUGUUGCGUCUGAGGCAGACCAGAGACCCCAGGCUCCAGGCUGCAGUGAGAGAGGCCCUGGCCCUGGUGGGAUACACAGACCCUGUGAAGGGCCAGGGUAUACGGAUCCUGGCCAUCGAUGGAGGGGGGACCAGGGGACUGGUAGCCCUGCAGACCCUACACAAACUGCAGACCCUGACGGGCAAACCCAUCUACCAGUUGUUUGACUACAUCUGUGGGGUCAGCACAGGUGCGAUCCUGGCCUUCAUGUUGGGGGUGUUCCAGAUUCCUCUGGAUGAUUGUGAGGAACUCUACAGGAAGCUGGGUUCUGAUGUGUUCAAACAGAACGUCAUCGUGGGAACCGUCAAGAUGGGCUGGAGCCACGCCUUCUACGACAGCCAGAUCUGGGAGAACAUCCUCAAGGAGAGAAUGGGAGAAGGCCUCAUGGUCGAGACAGCCCGGGAUCCAAAAUGCCCAAAGGUGUCAGCAGUGAGCACCAUAGUGAACAGGGGUCUACCUCUGAAGGCCUAUGUGUUCAGGAACUACAGCCUGCUACCAGGGGUCAGGUCCCACUACAUAGGAGACUGUAAACACAAGAUGUGGCAGGCCAUCAGAGCCUCCUCUGCCGCCCCAGGGUACUUCCAGGAGUAUACACUGGGAAAAGACCUGCACCAGGAUGGUGGUCUCCUCAUCAACAACCCCACAGCGUUGGCCAUCCAUGAGUGUAAGCUGCUGUGGCCCAACACCCCAGUGCAGUGUGUUGUCCUGGGUGCGGGUCGCUAUGAGACCGUCAACAAGAACAACACCACCUCCACCAGUCUCAAAGCCAAGAUCACCAACGUCAUCAGCAGUGCUACAGACACAGAGGAGGUCCACAUCAUGCUGGACGCCCUCCUUCCACCCAACACCUACUUCCGUUUCAACCCCUACAUGAGCGAGGACAUCCCAUUGGACGAGAGCCCGGAGAGGCUCACCUUCCUGCAGGAGGAAGGAACUCGCUACCUGGAGAGGAACGAAGCCAAGCUGAACAAGGCAGCGUCGGUGCUGGCUCUGGAGAAGAGCGCCAUCCAGAGGCUGGCUGAAUGGUGCAAACUGAAGGCCGACAUGUACGAGGGCUUGCCCUUAAUCUCCAAACUGUAGGGGACGUCUAGAGGUGAAAGGUCAGACAGGCUGAGAGACACUAAUUUAGACUGAUUAUGAAGAUAAUAUAGGAGCUGUAAAGGUCUGACAUGUACGAGGGCUUGCCCUUCAUCCCCAAACUAUUGGAAGAGACCUGCAGAGGUUAAAGUUCAAAAAGGCACUGCAGGCGGUAGCUGCUGAGAAACUCAUUUCCACUUGAAAAUAAACAUAAUGUGCUUUGAUAUGACUCCAUCAGUGGAGGCUGGUGGAAGAAGCUAUAGGAGGAAAGGCUCAUUGUAAUGGUUGGAAUGGAAUAAAUGGAACCGAGUUAAAUGUGGUUUCCAUAUGUUUGAUUCCGUUCCAUUUUUUCAUUCCAGCCAUUACAAUGAGCCUGUCCUCCUAUAGCUCCUCCCACCAGCCUCCUCUGGACUCCAUAUCUGCUUGAUGUAGAUCAUGUGAUAUGACUGCGGUCCAUUUGAAUUUCUGCAGCUCAGGCAGGAUGUUGUUGCCUUUGAGCUGUGAGAGGUGGUACAGAAGGAUCUGUUGUAGUGUUUAUGAAAGGGGUUUGGCUGGUAGGGGUUUGGCUGGUAGGGGUUUGGCUGGUAGGGCUGAAGGAAUCAACCUUUUGACUGCUCCUAAAUAAAGCACCACUGUGCACCACUGUGAUGAGAACAUAGGCUGUUUACACAGGCAGCCCAAUUCUAAUAUUUUGCCCCCCCUAAAAAUCAGAUCAAAUCUUUUGCCAAUAAUUGGGCUAAAUACCUGAAUUGGGCUGCCUGUGUAAACAGCCAUAAUGGUGUGAAUGGUAGACAGGCACAGCCAUUUACUGUUUUGAUUUAAGAGUGCAGGUUUUGCAGGGAAGGUGUUUUUGACAACUACUGACUUAACAUGUACUGCUAUGUCAGAUAUCCAGGGUCUGUUAUUAGCAACUCAUUCUUGUAAUUACUGUAAAUAUGAAUGUAAGUAACUGACAUUGGUGUCACCUCAUUCCCAUGUUCAGUAACUUUAAAUGCUUCAAACUUGAACUAGGCAUGUGAAGUAGAAUGGAAUAAAACAUGUAAUUAUGCCUUUUUUCACAGAUUAAUGAAAUCAUGCACUUUGUAAAUUGUCACAUUGUUCUUAUCUUAAGAGCUCUGUAAGGGAUCAAAUGUAAAUGGUUUGAUAUGUGGUUUUGAAUAAUAUUUCAUUGAAGAGUUCAUGGUAUUAGCUUUAUAAUGAAUCAGAACCACCUAAUUCCUUUCUCCUGCAGCGGCCCUGUAGGUGGACUGUGUAAGAAUGAAAAUGUCAUUGAAACAGG
Molecule: messenger RNA, 3217 nt
Organism: Salmo salar (Atlantic salmon)
Lineage: Eukaryota; Metazoa; Chordata; Actinopteri; Salmoniformes; Salmonidae
Source: RefSeq, a predicted model, not a curated record